AUGAUCCCAUGUUCACCCAUUUCGCCAUCUGUUGUCAUCACCAUUGAUGCACUCGAGCUAUAUCAUAUUGCACAUUUUCGAAGCCCUCACUUUUCCAUGCAGGCAUUCAGCAAGACACUUUGCGAUCUACAUGGGGUCGAGUAUCAUCACUACCUUUCACGCCAACUCACAAUCGCCUUCGACGUUUACAUGCUAAUUCGCAGUUCUGUAGAUUCUCUGGUAGCCGAGGCCCUCAACCGGGAUUCUCUGGAUUGGCAGCUCAAACACGCCUGUCCCUCGUGUACCUAUACUCUCAAGGACGAGGUACCUCUCAUAUUCACUCUGCUAUUCGCUAUGGAUGGCAAUGACUCCCUCCAGCGUAUCCUUCAUCAAACUCUUGGCAUAGAUGAGAACGAUAGCGGGGAGUCGUCUGAACUUCCCACCACGCAGCAUGUCCGAGGGGAUCGUUAUCUCUCGUGCGACUAUGUUAAUCAGUGGAGCAAAGUAGGCAUUGAGGACUCAGAGGUUACGCUUGAUUCAGACUCAUCGGGAAACCCUUGCACAGAACAAGGGCAUGGGGGAUAUACAUAUGAUGAAACAGGGAUCUUCACUGCGGUGUGCCGACAUGGAUUUAGCCUCUUAAUUGUUGAUAUGGUUCAGAGUGGGGAGUUGGCAAAAUACCCACUAGCUGUCGUUGCGAAGUUGAUGGAUGUCUUUGGUGAUGGCCUUGGCGGUGGAUAUGACAUUGGGUGUCAGUUCAAGACAACACUGAAUAACAGUCCUUUAGGUCCCCGCGCGCGUUCCCUCCAUUAUACAUCCCUCCUCAAUCAUCUCGCAAGAUACAUUCCAGGCUUGGGACUCGAAGACUUGGAAAUGUGCGAGUGCACAUUCUCAAAAUCAAAUUCUUUGGCACCUACAACGCAUUACUCGAGUAUUUUCCACCGUCAGCAGGCUAUCACAAGCUACUUCAAGUACAACGAUGAUUAUGAAGUAUAUGCAAAUCUAUCCGAUUUUUUUUACAACAACUACAAACAAGCUCUCAACAUCAUAGCCGACAGUUGCAUCACACUCCCAAAAUUAAUGCACAAUCUCAAUAUCACUCAUGAGUCCAUCUUCGAGGACUGGCUGACGGAGGAGAAGACUUACUUACAGAGUCUCCGCACCAAACCUGAGCAUGAGAUGUUGCAAAUGGAGUAUUGGCAAAAGCUUGUCAAUCUAGUUGCAAGCAAGGAGGAUCUUGAUGCUACAAGCUCAGUAUGGGCUGUGGCCACACCCGUGAGCCUCACAUCCGACGAAAAACUUGAGCGUAAACUCAGCAUCACUUGCCGCUGGACACCAGAGGAUCCGGACUGGCAAAACACAGGGCGUCUAGCUUUGCAAGCACGCUCUGCUGCCAUCAAGACUGCCCUCGACUGGUCCAAUAUAGCAGCACGUGCAUUGUCCCCUCCUUGCCGAACGCUCAAAUGGGAGGAGGUAGUUGAGUAUGCCUUUCUUGCCAACUUUGACCUUCUUCAUGACUCGCGUGAUGAUGUCUCACACCGUCCCUGGGCAAUGCCAUCAGUACGUCAAGCAACCGACUUAUAUUUCAAGACAUGCCGUGCAAGAGAAGAAAUCAUGCGGCUGAACAUCGAAGUGCGAUGUCUAGCUACAUACUUGCAUGACGAGGAGCAUUACCUCCAUGAGUGCCAAUGUCAGGCAGAAGCUUCGCAUCCAGUCCUUGCACACCAGAUCAAUCUCCGGCGCCAAGUUCGCAGUCGGUUCAACUCACACCAUCUUCAGCGUCUGCAGGACAUAGCCAACCUCCCAGAAUUCUUGGGGACUAUCUCUCCUGGUCCAUCAGCCAUCAGCCAGUUUAUUGUUGCUCCAGAGGCCGAGGAAGACUAUGAAGAGGAGGAGGAGGUCAGCAAUAUGGAGGAGGCAUUAGAAGUAUUUGACGAGGUGCUGCACAUCGCUACAGACUGA
Messenger RNA from Suillus fuscotomentosus, 1941 nucleotides. RefSeq lists its product as uncharacterized. The coding region runs from base 1 to 1941 and encodes 646 amino acids. The record is from RefSeq and is a predicted model, not a curated record. NCBI's taxonomy places the organism in Eukaryota, Fungi, Basidiomycota, Agaricomycetes, Boletales, Suillaceae. The transcript is spliced from 11 exons.